Symsagittifera roscoffensis is the source of this 1400-nucleotide messenger RNA. RefSeq names its product cilia- and flagella-associated protein 45-like. The record is from RefSeq and is a predicted model, not a curated record. NCBI's taxonomy places the organism in Eukaryota, Metazoa, Xenacoelomorpha, Acoela, Convolutidae.
GUUCGAUGGUAUUCAAAGACAUGCGUUAGUUUUUUGUACCAAUUUUUUACGCAAUAGAAUAAUAUCUUUAUUUACAGAUUGGAGCUGCAGUUACGCUUUCAUUCUCUUGUGUUUAUCGUGUUACCAAUAUUUUAGAUUCAACAGAAAGCGGUGGAUUGUUAUAGACAACCUAAUAUUCAACCCUUAUUAAAAUGCCGGGCAGUGUGAUGAGCUACAGUGCCUCUAGUGCUGCGGGGAGUAGGGGGAGGGGCCCCGUUUACAAGACAGUGUCGCGAGAGUCCCGAGUUGACGACAUGCUGUUCGGAAAGAACACUACAAAACAGAAAAGCAGCAGUGGAGCUGCAGCAAUUGUGGAUGAUUGUCGAGGGCAGAGACACUCGGCACCCGGCAAGUCAAAGAAACCCGAACAGAUACAAGUGAUCACAAAAGACCUCAUCCGAAAACUCAUUGUUCCGCGGGAGGACCCGUCAGGCGAGACGAUUGUGCUGCCGAGAGGAGAGUUCGACCGGAUCAAGAGGGCCAGUAAGGUGCUAAGUAAGGAGGAGAGAGAGGCUCAACUUAGAGCCAUCAAAGAGGACAAGGAGUUCCAGGAGAUGGAGGCAUCGAAGCGCAAGCAGAUGUUGGCGGAAGAGGACUUGAAGAGGAAGAAGAAUGAGAAGCUGUCUGAUUUGGAGGAGGAAGUUAAGCAGCAGAGGGAACAUCUGCUCACGAAGGCUCAGGAGUUGAGAGACGAACAGACGGACGAGAUCAAACUGCUCAACGAACUCAUACUCAACUCCAAAUGCCAUGCCAUCAGGGAUGCCCAGAUCCUAGAGAAGGACGUGAUCGGGCGUGAGCUGACAGAGGAGGAGAAGAGACUGGAUGCCAUGAUGGAACACGAGCGACAGAGACAGAUCAAACUGCAGGAGGAAUACGAACUCAUCAAGAAACAAAAACAACUAGAGGCGGCUGGAGUAGUUAGGGAUCAGAUGGCUGCCAGGGAAGAGGCCAGUAUUCUGAUGGAAGAGGCCAAGGAUCAGGAGGCGAGGGCCAUGAGGAAGAAACAGGAGGCCAUGGAGGAGGAGGACAUCAAGGGAAAUGGGAGUGCCUCAGAAAUACUUGAACGAAGUGAUGAGAAAGAUGAACAACCCAUUGCCAGUUGGAGUCCGAUAAAAAACCACCUGUCGCUCAAACUCCAAUCAGCACUGCUUUCGAAAAUACCUUUCAAGCUCAACCUGUCUGUUAUGACGUAGCAGAAUUUUCUAGAAAAGUGACACCAAAAUUAGAACUGAGUUACUUCGGUUGUAUUCCAUACUUCAUUUCCCGCGCAUGCUUUCAAUGCCAACUAGUUUGUCUCUGAGUAUUAUCGAUGUGCUUAAUUAAAUUUAUAUUGCUAGUAACUCGAUUUAUAACUUACUUGA